AUCACAAGGGGAAAUAAAAAAGCAGAACAAUAAAAUACCAUCAACAAACAACAAUAAAUAAAUAAAUAAAAUGGCAAGGUCAUUUUCUGUCGUUGCUCUCAUUGUCUCUGCUUUUUGCUUCUCAUCUGUCUUGGCUGCUCGUGUUGCACCAAAUGCUGCACCAAAUGGUGAUGAUGUUUUCAUUGUUGUUGGCCAGAUCUAUUGUGAUCCUUGCGGCUUCCAAUUUCAGUCAAGGCUGAGCAAACCCCUAGACGGUGUUAAGGUGACUUUAAAGUGCACAAAGGGAGACAAAAACGUGACAUUCGUGAAGGAGAGUACCACCGACAAAAAUGGUGUCUACAACAUUGAAUGUAAAGGUGAUCACGAGGAAGAGGUUUGCAAGGUGAAAGCCGAAAAUGUGAAGGGCGCAUGUACAAAGAUUAUGGACAACGAAUCUGACAGCAUUGUCCUCACCAAGAACAUGGGUGUCCCUUCCUUGAUUCGUUUUGUUAAUCCCCUUGGGUUCAUGACUCAAACAAUUGAUGCCGGAUGUGGAAAGGUUGUUACCGAGUUGGGUUUGGACAAGCUUGAUGAUUAAACAAUCAUUCAACUUAUUCAUUAAUCCUUAUCAUUAAUGAACAAUUGACAUGUAACUGUUUAAACCAUUAUUUCUCUGCAAAAAUGUGUUGUUGGUUAUUAUAUGUAACUAUAAAAACUCAUGUUCAUUGAGUAUUAAAUGAGAAUUUGGGAGAUAUUUGCUAAUUUAUAUCUUCGAACAUUAUUGUAUUAUUAUUUACUAAAGAAUUCAUCUAAUAUUCG
Molecule: messenger RNA, 798 nt
Organism: Medicago truncatula (barrel medic)
Lineage: Eukaryota; Viridiplantae; Streptophyta; Magnoliopsida; Fabales; Fabaceae
Product: pollen-specific protein-like At4g18596
Exons: 2
Coding region: 71-577 (168 amino acids)
Source: RefSeq, a predicted model, not a curated record